UCGAGGCCCACACCGAAUCGGCCGGGCUGCGCACAAUGCUCCGCGCCCCCUUGAGUAGAGGCAUGGCGUCAGCCGCGGGCAAGGUCGUCGUCGCGCCGCGCAGACGAUCGCGGCUUGCGCUCCGCGCGCCCAUCCAGCUCACCGAGACCGCCGCGGAGCGGAUCAAGGAACUGCUCGACAGGCGGAGAGAGUCGGGCGGCGGUGACGACGGGCCGGCCGCGCUGCGGGUGGGGGUCAAGACGCGCGGGUGCAGCGGGAUGUCGUACACUAUGAACUACGCCACCGAGAAGAAGAAGCUCGACGAGGAGGUGGUCGAGCACGGCGUGACGGUGUGGAUCGACUCGGCGGCGCUGAUGCACAUUGUGGGGACGACGAUGGACUACGUGGAGGACGACCUGUCGGCCGAGUUCAUCUUCCACAACCCCAACGCUGAGGGCUCAUGCGGCUGCGGCGAAUCUUUCACCACCAAACCGCUUGACAUCGGCCGCGCUGACGGCUGACGGCGGCCGUGGCCACCGUUUCAUCCCUCUUCAGAUUUUGGAUCCUUGCGGGGUCCUCGUGCGAGCGCUUGCGUGGCAAGGCACUGGGGAGGCUGCGAUGGGGGGCGCCCGCCCUCCUCUUCCGCCUCCGCUGGCGCGUGAGAGAUGCCGCACCUGUGUUUUGUGAGAGAGUGGCCUGCCGCUGAGCUGCUGCUGCACCAGCCCCCCCCCCCCCCCGCACCCACCCCCCUCCACCCCCCUCCACCCUGUGCAAACGACGAAGCCUGUGCCACGCCGAUGUGAGUGAGUGAUGGUGCUUGCGCCAUGCGUGCGAUGACCGAUGUCCAGUGCGGUGCGGUGUGGUGCCUGGUACGUUUCGCCCCGGACUCUUAAG
Molecule: messenger RNA, 873 nt
Organism: Emiliania huxleyi CCMP1516
Lineage: Eukaryota; Haptophyta; Isochrysidales; Noelaerhabdaceae
Product: iron-sulfur cluster assembly protein
Exons: 1
Coding region: 36-500 (154 amino acids)
Biological process (GO): iron-sulfur cluster assembly
Cellular component (GO): mitochondrion; cytoplasm
Molecular function (GO): 2 iron, 2 sulfur cluster binding
Source: RefSeq, a predicted model, not a curated record